Messenger RNA from Racocetra persica, 690 nucleotides. Lineage: Eukaryota; Fungi; Glomeromycota; Glomeromycetes; Diversisporales; Gigasporaceae. The record is from the annotation of a GenBank genome assembly.
AUGGCGACCUCACACGCUUUCCCACCUGAAGAAAGUUUACCUCAUCCUCCACCUAUUUUUCCGCAACAAAUAAAUCCAAAACAGGCUGUAAUUUACAACAAGUCGGGCACGAAGUGUAUGAACAUUGUAAAGGAACCUUCCGGAACGCCUUUGUCACCGACUUCACCGCCUUCAAAAGAUCCUGGCGAACUUGCUCCUUCUCAUAGCUCACAAAAUAGUAACGGCGCCGCAAAAAAGAAAAAAAAGAAGAAAGGCAAAAGAAAGCCUCCUCCAGAUCACAUUGAAGAUCCCGAUAUCGCUAAUGGAACCCAUAAUCAACAUACAAAGUCUCAUCACACUAUUUACAAUAGCGAUUUUGAUGGAGAAGAGGUCGUUGAUGUGGAUAUAGAAGAUGAUGAAGAGUUUUUCUCGGAUGAUGAAGGGUACGAUCCUGAAGCUCCGGAAAUACCUUUCCCGCGUAAAGAUUCUCUCACUAAUAUUGACGAUAUCCACAAUCAUCCUCAUCAUAACCAUAAUCAUAAAUCUCGUAAAGACGGUAUCUGGAAUACCAAUAAUAAUGAAGAACGACAACGGAUAAGAGAAUUCUGGUUGCAAUUAGGUGAAGAGGAACGACGGAGUUUAGUAAAAGUCGAAAAAGAAGCCGUACUUAAAAAAAUGAAAGAACAACAGAAACAUUCAUGCUCAUGUUCC